AUGCUCGGCUUCCGCCCCCUAUCGGUGGGCAAGAGGAAAGCCCAGUCGUAUAACCAGGCGCCCAGUGCCGAGCGCGACAUCGAAGAGGGCGAGUACAACGAAAAGGCACAUGAAAGCGACGGCUACGAGAACUACAUGUCGUCGGGCACAUCGAGCCCCUCAUCCUCACGGCAAUCCUCGGGCGCAUACGAUCAAAACCCCAACAAUAUCGAAUCACGGCCCCUCCGUCGGCCCUCGAGAUCCCACCGGCGAGCGCCCUCCAGACCGACGGUGAGCGCAUACAGCUACAGAAACCCGCGGGCGUGCACAAGAUACUUUGGCCUGAUCGUAGCGAGCACCCUGCUAUUCUUCAUAUGGUUCCUAUUCAGCAGCAGUUGGGCGUCGAUACGAAAUGCAGAGCUCGGCCUCAACAGGCCGCCACCGCCGCCCAACGUGUGGGAGAGCUUCCCCUUCUUGAAGAGAUACCACGGCGGCAUCCGGUCGCUCGUCAGCCGCGAAAAGAACGUCCCCGAAUACCCCACCAAACAAGACAUCGACCCCGAGCUGCCGCCCGAGGAGCCCAAGGAGGGCGCAAAAGAGCGGAGAGGGCAGGGUGCACAUAUCCCCGACUCGAUACCCUUUGACCCGUACCCCGACUACAGCGACGUGGAUUACACACAGAAAUACGGGCCCGUCGAGACAUGUUACAUUGACGCCAGCGACACCAUCAAGGUGCCAGGGCUGCGGGCAUACAAGGGCGUCCCCGAUGGCAUGCCCGACAACGUCAUUGGAAGCUAUGACCUACUAGGGCUGAGGAAUGACGUCUGUUUCGAGCGCUUUGGCAGACUGGGUCCGUACGGCCUGGGCUACAGCAAGCGCCGCGGCGGCACUGGCGCUGGCAUGGAGGGCGAUCGAGAAGGAAUCGAGGAUGUCUGGAAGACGGACGCUGAGGUCGACUUUCGCACGGUCAACUGGGCCGAUGCUGUCAGUCGAUGCUUAGAAAAGAACAAGAAACGUUUUGAGAAGCAACCCAAAAGCACUCGCCAUAGCUUCCAGAAUAUGGGCAAGCGUGACGCAGAUGUCAAGACAGCGAGUUCUGACGAUGCACCGCCCAAGCAGUCAAAAGCGCCGCACAAGGCUCGUCUCCCGCGUACCGCAGUACUCCUCAGAACAUGGUGGGAUUACGAAUACGACGACGAGGACAUCAUGUACCUUCGCGCUCUCAUUUCCGAGCUCAGCCUGGCUUCGGGAGGCGAAUACGAGGUGCACUUCCUCAUCCAUGUCAAGGAUGACAACAAGCAAAUCUGGGCUGAUGAGCAGGUCUACCAGGAAGUGCUCAACAACUCGCUGCCUGCUGAAUUCGCCGGUAUGGGCACUCUAUGGUCAGAACGCCAAAUGGGGCUGAUCUACGGAGGUCUUGAAGAGUCCUUCUUCCGCGACCGACCAGUCCAUGGUGCCUACCGCUCUACCUUUAUGCCCGUAACGUACUUUGCCCACCAGCAUCCCGAGUACGAAUACUUCUGGCACUGGGAGAUGGAUGUUCGGUACACUGGACACUAUUACCAUCUCUUUGAGCAAGUCUCCAAAUGGACGGCGGCCCAACCUCGUAAAGGACUAUGGGAGCGCAAUGGACGUUUCUAUGUACCCUCAGUCCACGACUCUUGGGAGGAUUUCAAGCAGAUGGUGCGCGUGCAGACCGAGCAUGGCACCAACAGCCACGCAAACAGGUGGUCUUCGCACCUCCCACCCAACCCGCAUGUCCCGGGCCCAGAGAUGCAGAAGCCCGAAAAACCAAUUUGGGGACCAGAGCUUCCGAAUGAUUACCCAGACAUUGAAAUCGACCCCGCGGUAAAGCCCAACACCACUAUUACCGAGGACAAGUAUGAAUGGGGUGUGGGCGAGCCUGCAGAUCUCAUUGUAUUCAAUCCUCUGUUUGACCCCGACAAGACCAACUGGAUUCUAGCAGACGACGUCACUGGCUACGACAUCAAAAAUGGCCGCCCGCCACGACGAACGGCUAUCAACACUUCCGGCCGCUUGUCAAGGCGACUCUUGGAGACCAUGCACCGCGAGCAAUCACACUUCCGCCAUACCAUGUUCAGUGAGAUGUGGCCUGCCUCGUGCGCCUUGCACCAUGGUCUCAAAGCCGUAUAUGCACCUCACCCUGUUUUUAUCGACCGCAAAUGGCCCACACAGUACCUUGCUGCUAUCUUCAACAACGGCCGUAAUGGCGCAUCAGGCGGAGCUCGUCUGUCAGUCUUCUCAGACGAGAGGCAACAUAACUUUCUGGGUACAACCUGGUACUACCACGCUGGCUUCGCGCCCAACUUGUGGAAGCGCUGGCUCGGCUACAAAGUCGACAAUGACGGCGGCGAGGAGCAUGAGCUUGCUCACGAAGGCCGCAUGUGUCUUCCCGGGGUGCUACUGCAUCCAGUCAAACACGUUGAUUUGAUACAAGAGCGAGUUGAGGAUUCCCCAGACAAGACUGACUAAGGUCCCGACAUGGCGAGAAUGAUGUUUGCAAUGACGGCACUUGGUGUAAAGGCGCAAUGGGUUUAUUGGUACGUUGCUGUGAGUAGCGUUUGAUUCUUGAUGUAAACGACUAGACAUGAUGUUGCCAUUCGUGUUGUGUAAUGGUAUAUAUGAGUAGCAUUAGAAAGGCGCUUUUCGCUUUC
Molecule: messenger RNA, 2654 nt
Organism: Exserohilum turcica Et28A
Lineage: Eukaryota; Fungi; Ascomycota; Dothideomycetes; Pleosporales; Pleosporaceae
Exons: 1
Coding region: 1-2472 (823 amino acids)
Source: RefSeq, a predicted model, not a curated record